Molecule: messenger RNA, 3528 nt
Organism: Oncorhynchus mykiss (rainbow trout)
Lineage: Eukaryota; Metazoa; Chordata; Actinopteri; Salmoniformes; Salmonidae
Source: RefSeq, a predicted model, not a curated record
CGUGAUCUUACUGUCGAAAUGAAAGUAAAAGUAAAGUUACACGCAAUUCUUGAGGGCUUGCAGUUCGAUACUCCUGUUCCAGAUGUUUGCAGAGAUUGAGAGGUUGAAAACAUGAACACGAAGCCUACAGAAUAUCCCUACAACAGAUGUUUUGUGUGAUCAGGUUUUCUGAGUGAGAGAUCUGUCUGAGCAGUCAAGAGUCUUAAACAGACAUUAGACUGUAUGGAGCCUGAGGGAGACCCUGGAGUCCUGAGCAGGAGGUUCAAACAGGAGAGAGUAGAGUCACCUGCUCCCAGCUGUCUGUCUAUGAAGAGUGACUGGUCAAUGGAGCCACCAGAAAACUUUAAAAGAGAAAUCCGGACCCUUGAUAUACGUGUCAAGCAGGCGAGAGUGACGUCUCCUGCUCCAAGCUGUCUCAACAAGAAGAGUGACAGGUCAAUGGAGCCAUCUGAAAACUUUAAAAGAGAAACCUGGACUCCCGAUCCAAGUGGCAGUCUGCUGGCUGAGGAUCAGUUCAGAUGUUCUGUGUGUUCAGAGGUGCUGAGGGACCCGGUCUCCAUUCCCUGUGGACACAGUUACUGCAGGCAGUGCAUCAGCACAUACUGGGCCCAGCCCGGCCCUGCAGGAGACUAUGUGUGUCUCCAGUGCAGUAAGAGAUCCAGAGACCGGCCAGUGCUCUGCACUAACACAGCCUUGGCCAGGUUGCUCCAGGGGCUCCAGCAGGCAGGCUUCAGUCCUGCCCUCCCUGCUCUGGGCUAUGCUGGGCCUGGGGACGUGGCCUGUGAUAUCUGCUCUGGACAGAAGCUCAGAGCGGUGAAGUCCUGUCUGACCUGCACUGUCUCCUACUGUGAGAGCCACGUCAGGCAGCACUACACUGUCCCAGCACUGCAGAGACACACCCUGGCUGAUGUCUAUGGAGACGGGGGACACAAAGAACUUCAUGGCAACGCUGGAAAGACAGAGGUGAUCAAAGAGGAGGGUGCUAUGAAGACUGAGGAGGAGGAGGGGAAGAGUGUCUGUAAAAAGAUGAAGAUGGAAGUUAAAGAGGAAGAAGAGAAAUCAGAUGAAGGGUUUUUUGAUCUGAAUAAGACAAACUGUGAGCUGAGGAAAGAGAUCUCUGAGCUGAAGAACAUCUCUAAGUUAAACUCAGACUUGGAGCAGGAGAUCUCUAAACUCAAACAUGAUGUUGGUGAGCUCAGUAAAGAGAAUGCUGUGCUGAAACAAGAUGCAACAAUCGAGAAACAACUGAUGGACAUCAGAACUGCUGAUCUGAAUAAGACCAUAGCCACUCUCAGCUCAGACCUACACCAACACAUAAAGCCUGUCCUGAAGAAAAUGACGAUGGACUAUGUGGAUGUGACUCUAGACCAUGAUACAGCACAUCCCUACCUCAUCCUGUCUGAAGACGGGAAUCAAGUGAGACAUAGAGACAUAAAAAACGAUCUCCCUGACAACCCAGAGAGGUUUGAUGCUGUUCCCUGUGUCCUGGGAAAGGAAGGUUUCUCCUCAGGGAGAUUCUACUAUGAGGUGCAGGUGAAGGGGAAGACGAGGUGGAUUUUAGGAGUGGUCAAAGAAUCCAUCAACAGGAAGGGGAAGAUUACACUGAGCCCUGAGGAUGGAAACUGGACUGUGUGGCUGAAGAAUGGAGAGUACACGGCUAAUGCUAACCCCUCUGUCCACCUCUACCUGAGAGAGAAGCCCCAGAAGGUGGGGGUGUUUGUGGAUUAUGAGAAGGGUCAGGUCUCCUUCUACAAUGUGGAAGCCAGGUCUCAUAUCUACUCUUUUACUGGCUACACCUUCACUGAGAAACUCUAUCCAUACUUCUGCCCCGGUCUUAAUGAUGGUGGUAAAAACUCAGCCCCACUGGUCAUCACUCCUGUAGAUGUCACUGACUGACUGUUUUAUACAAAACAUUGAAAUACGGUUAACAUAACUAAUGAUGUAAUAGCCAACAGAUAAUGUAAUAAUUAUUUAUAAUGUAAUACAUAAUAAAUAAAUCAGCAGAUCAUGUAUUUACAUUUCACAUUUAUAAUGUAAUAACUUUUCCUGAUGAUAUCAUCAAUCAAUUGCAGGUAUUUUUGCAGUAGUAACUGUCAUAAAUAAUUAUUAUAAUCUGUUGAGCACCAAUUUAUUUAAAGUUUCAAGUUUUAAUGUCACAUGCACAAAGAAAGGUAAAUCCCAGUUUGCCAGUGCUGGUCAUCUUCCUCAUAAUGUAAUCAUUCAAUUACAGUUAUUAAUGCAGAACUAAGUUAUUUUGUGGAUAAGGUUAAAUAAAUGAAGUGUUAACAUAGUAAAUCCCAGUUUGUCAGUGCUGGUCAUCUUCCUCAUAAUGUAAUCCAAUAAGACCUACCUGUCCAUCUAUCCUCUUAGUGGACGAGAUCCACAUUAUUCUUCCUGAUAUAACAAUACAUUGGGAAGAAUGAAAACAAAAAGUCCAAUAAAUACAACAGGAAGCCCAGGUCUGUAUGAACUGUAAUAUGUUCAGUAAACCCCUGAAGUUACAUUAUUACAUGACUUACUACAAUCAUUCAAUACUGUCCUGCAUGAUUAUGUUUCUUACUAUAUUUUAGUUGAAUACUUUUUUUUUGCUGUUGAACUAGAAGGAGGAAAUCAUUUCAUUUCAUUGCACUGUGUACACUACGCUGUAUCCUGUGCAUAUGACAGUAAACCAUUGCACUGUGUACACUACUCUGUAUCCUGUGCAUAUGACAGUAAACCAUUGCACUGUGUACACUACUCUGUAUCCUGUGCAUAUGACAGUAAACCAUUGCACUGUGUACACUACUCUGUAUCCUGUGCAUAUGACAGUAAACCAUUGCACUGUGUACACUACGCUGUAUCCUGUGCAUAUGACAGUAAACCAUUGCACUGUGUACACUACGCUGUAUCCUGUGCAUAUGACAGUAAACCAUUGCACUGUGUACACUACGCUGUAUCCUGUGCAUAUGACAGUAAACCAUUGCACUGUGUACACUACUCUGUAUCCUGUGCAUAUGACAGUAAACCAUUGCACUGUGUACACUACGCUGUAUCCUGUGCAUAUGACAGUAAACCAUUGCACUGUGUACACUACGCUGUAUCCUGUGCAUAUGACAGUAAACCAUUGCACUGUGUACACUACGCUGUAUCCUGUGCAUAUGACAGUAAACUUUGAUUUGAAUGGAGCAGUCAGUUCAGCAUCAGUAACGUACAGGUAACUGCCAAAAUGAAAGAAUCACCAACAUAAAGUGAUUUAGUAGGGCCUUGUGCCACCACGAGCCAGAACAGCUUCAAUGCAUCUUGGCAUAAAUUCUACAAGUGUCUGGAACUCUACUGGAGGGAUGCGACAUUAUUCUUCCACAAGACAUUCCAUCAUGUUAUGUUUUAUUGAUGUUAAUGAAAAACGCUGUUUCUGGUGCUGCUCCAGAAUCUCCCAUAAGUGUUCAAUUAUGGUGACUGAGACGGCCAUGGCAUAUGGUUUACAUUGUUUUCAUGCACAUCAAACCAUUCAGUGACCAAACCAUUCAGUGACCACUCGUGCUCUGUGGA